This is a messenger RNA of Malania oleifera, 1535 nucleotides long. RefSeq names its product protein trichome birefringence-like 37. Gene Ontology annotation, molecular function: O-acetyltransferase activity. NCBI's taxonomy places the organism in Eukaryota, Viridiplantae, Streptophyta, Magnoliopsida, Santalales, Ximeniaceae. The record is from RefSeq and is a predicted model, not a curated record. The transcript has 5 exons. The coding region runs from base 233 to 1360 and encodes 375 amino acids. Gene Ontology annotation, cellular component: Golgi apparatus.
AUAAUUAAUUUCCCAAGAAAAUCUCCCACCAAAUGCUACCCCAAGAUUUUUCCAACUCACGGCAGAAUUACAAACCACUGGUCUCUGUCUCAAACCCAUGUGAACCCUUCUCUCUCUUCCCCCUAUAAAUAUGUAUGAGCAUGCUCACAUCACAUUAUCACAAUUCACAAGACACAUUUUCUUAUUCACUUCUCGUCUUUAUCUUGUUGACUAUUAGGGGCCAAGAACCGAGAUGGGUUCUCGGCACAAGGCUCUGUUUGCUCUGUUUCUGCAAGCUCUGUUUCUGCUUCCAGAACAGGGGAGGUGCAAAACAGGGCACUCUCACAAUGUGAGCAGCAGCGUUACCAAAGGAAGCCAUUCAAAGGCCAGAAAACAAGUAUGUAAUCUGUACCAAGGGUCAUGGGUGGAAGACUCCACCUAUCCCCUUUUCAAUCCCAAAGGCUGUCCAUUCAUUGACCCUGAGUUCGACUGCGUUAAGUAUGGCAGGCCCGAUUUGGAGUACCUCAAAUACAGGUGGCAGCCAUCCUCCUGCGCCGUUCCCAGGUUUGACGGAAACCAGUUUCUGAAGACAUGGGGAGGGAAGAAGAUCAUGUUCGUGGGUGACUCACUGAGUCAGAACAUGUGGGAAUCGCUGGCUUGUAUGAUUUACGCGUCGGUACCAAAUUCGAAGACCGUCGUAAAGAGGAACAACCCCAUUUCCAGUAUAACCUUCCAGGACUGUGGUCUAAAUCUGUCCCUCUAUCGCACGCCCUACCUUGUGGACGUAGUUAAAGAAAACGGCAAGUCGAUACUGGAUCUCGACUCCAUCAAUGCCGGGGAAGCAUGGAAGGGGAUGGACAUGCUGGUCUUCAACUCCUGGCACUGGUGGCUUCACAGAGGAGUCAAAUCUCAAGGAUGGGAGCUGAUACGAAGCAAGGGUAAACUGGUUCAUGACAUGGACAGGCUGGAAGCUUUUCGCGAAGGUCUUACAACCUGGGGUAAUUGGGUGGAUAACAACGUCGAUCCCUCCAAAACCAAACUCUUCUUCCAAGGCAUUUCUCCCACCCAUACUAAUGGGAAUGAGUGGAACCAGCCGGGUGCGACCUGUAAAGGGCAACAGGAGCCUCUUCCGGGGUCAAGGUACCCAGGAGGAGCACCGCCGGCGACCGGAGUGGUUUCUGAUGUGUUGAAGCAGACGAAGACGAAAGUGGAGCUGCUGGACAUAACGCUUCUGUCGCAACUGAGGGUGGACGCUCAUCCCUCCGCCUACAGCGGCGACCACCCCGGCAACGACUGCAGCCACUGGUGCAUCCCCGGCUUGCCGGACACCUGGAACCAACUACUGUAUGCGGCUCUCGUCGGCACCGCUCGGCGACGCUGAAUAAUGAUUGUUUAGUCGGUCUGCCGACUUUUUUUCCUCUUUUGUUUUUUAGGUGCAUUGUUUACUAACUUACCAUUGAGGAAGAUAAUAAAUUAAAGGGGGGAUAUUUAUUGUAAGGAUCAAAUUGAUUACUGUAAAGUAAUUGAUUUAUGAAUAACAGAUGAAAUUAAAUCAA